AUGCGGCACGUGGCGCUGGGAGUGGCGGCAUCUCUGGGUGCGUACCAGCGGGGCCGGUGCCGCUGCGAGGAAUGGGCCACCUGGAGUCCGGGCCCCUUCAGGCCCAAGGGCUUCCAGGCUGCAAGACCCUCGCGGCCUCGAGUGACGCGCGCCCCGACCGGGAUUGAUGAAGUGGAGGCCUUUGUUCAACAGGGCCCGCUGUAUCGGGAGCUUCUGCUCAGCUGCGCGCCUCCGAGCCACGAGUGGCUGGAGAAGGGCCAGGCUCUGGCAGCUUCGCUGGGUCCGAUGGACUGGCAGGUUGCCCGGCGCAUCUACCACUUGUACCUGCCGCUGUAUUUCUGGAUGCGGCAUCAACUGCAUGAGAUCCGCGGCAGGCAAGGCGGCGCCGUGGUCUUCGGCUUCACCGCGCCGCAGGGCUGUGGGAAGACCACUACCAUGAACAUUCUCCAGGAGCUUUUCUGUUUGGAGGGACUUCGCUGUGAGGCGGUGUCGAUUGACGACUUCUACGUGCCUGCAAGUUGGCAGGAGGUGCUGGCAGAGUUGCAUCCAGACAACGAUUUGAUGCAGACCCGUGGCAACGCCGGAACCCAUGACGUGCGGCUGGGUGCAGAGACGCUGCAGGCUCUGAAGAGUUCAGACGACACGGAGGUCCUGCUGCCGCGGUAUGACAAGUCCGCCCAAGGUGGAAGAGGUGACCAGGUGCCGAGGUCGUCUUGGAAGGGUGUUCAAACACCUUGUGACGUGGUGAUCUUGGAGGGAUGGAUGGUGGGGUUCAAGCCCCAGGAAGACGCUGCCAAGAUCCAUCCAGGACUUCGACUGGUCAACGACAAGCUCAAGUCUUAUCAGGCUUGGGAUGACCUGCUGGACGCCUACUGCGUGCUAGCAGUGGACGACAUUGAGCAGGUAUACACCUGGCGGACCGAGGCGGAAGACUCCAUGAAGAACACGAGAGGUACAGGGAUGAGCCACACGGAGGUGCGGGACUUUGUCAGCCACUUCAUGCCAGCCUACCAUGCUUAUAGACCGCAGCUUUAUGCGGAAGCCGAAAGAGGCGUAGACGGCAAGCCGACCUUGGUUUGCCACAUCGGCCCAGACCGAUUGCCCUAUGAAAGCUUGUGA
This is a messenger RNA of Effrenium voratum, 1119 nucleotides long. The record is from the annotation of a GenBank genome assembly. NCBI's taxonomy places the organism in Eukaryota, Dinophyceae, Suessiales, Symbiodiniaceae.